This is a messenger RNA of Charadrius vociferus (killdeer), 2247 nucleotides long. RefSeq names its product adenylate kinase 7 (gene AK7). Bases 1 to 2247 code for a protein of 748 amino acids. The transcript is spliced from 18 exons. Gene Ontology annotation, molecular function: AMP kinase activity; ATP binding; ATP hydrolysis activity. Gene Ontology annotation, biological process: nucleobase-containing compound metabolic process. NCBI's taxonomy places the organism in Eukaryota, Metazoa, Chordata, Aves, Charadriiformes, Charadriidae. The record is from RefSeq and is a predicted model, not a curated record. Gene Ontology annotation, cellular component: cytoplasm.
AUGUCUGAGGCAAUGCCCGCCCGAGAGGAGCCAGGCCGCAGGGAAGCGACGUCUCGGGGCUCACCAACGCCUUCGAGGCUGAGGAGGUUGCUGUCUUCCCAAGACCCUGAGAAGCUGUGUGGGAUUCAAUAUACAUUUGCGUACAAACUUGUGUCUUGUGUAUUGCAGUAUUUAUCCAGGUGUGUUGUUGGGGCAUCGCUUGAAAGCAUAGGGGAAGAAGAGGAGGAGGAAGAUGAAAAUAAUUCGGUUGCCGAAGUUUCUAGUAGGCCAAAGGAGGGAGUCUACCAAGUAGUGGGUACCCUUUCCAAACCAGAGAGUACUAAACCACAUUUUGCAGAGGAAACAUAUGCAGUGUCUUCUCGAGAAGAGCUCUUAAGUCACUUGCUUGAGUGUGACAUUGUUUUAUAUAAUAUCACUGAGGAUGCAAAUCAAAUUGAGGAAGCAACAUGGGCUGCUUCUGCUCUACAUAUGGAAAUAGAGCAUUUUGCAACACCAAAGUUAUUCAUCCUCAUUUCAACAAUAAUGAGCUGGGCAAAAAGCAAACCCCCUGACCCUGAAGACCCUGAGAUUCCUUUUACUGAUGAAGAUUAUCACAGAAGAAAAUCUCAUCCUAACUUUAUAGAUCACAUAAAUGCUGAAAAACUCGUUCUCAAACUUGGGAAAACUAACAAACAUAAAUUUUCAACUUAUGUUGUUGCCUCAGGACAUCAAUAUGGAGCUGGGGAAGGACUCCUGCACUACUUUUUUAAGAUAGGUUGGCUUAGUGAGACUCCUGCAAUACCUGUUUUUGGAGAUGGAAACAAUUUUAUUCCAACUAUUCAUGUUCUUGAUUUAGCAGCAGUGUUACAAAACAUAGCAGACCACAGGCCGAGGUCUCACUAUAUACUUGCAGUAGAUGUAUCUAUGCACACUCUUCAAGAAUUAAUAAAGUGUAUCAGUAAGAAUGUUGGACCAGGAAAAAUUGAGAAGAUUCCAAAAGAAAAUGCAUUCCUGAGCAAAGACUUAACACAAAUGCAUUUGGAUAUGUUGCUUGUGAACCUGCGAAUGGAAUCUAUGUUUCUGAAAGAGACUUUCAAUAUUAAGUGGGUUGCUGAGGCAGGACUGGUGGAGAACAUUGAACAAAUCGUCAAGGAAUACAAGCAAAGUCGAGGAUUACUGCCUCUCAAAGUUUGCAUUCAUGGUCCUCCUGGGGUUGGCAAAUCAACCAUUGCUGAAGAGCUCUGCAAAUACUACAAGCUACAUCACAUUAAGAUAAACGAUGUGAUUUCUGAAACAAUAGCAAAUCUGGAGAAAAUUGUGGCGCCUAAAGAACUGGAAUCUGAUAGUGUAGAAGAAGAGGGAGAAGAUGAUGAAGAGGAGGAGGAGGGUAAAAAUGUAGAUGCAGCACAAGAGUUAUUAGCUGAAAUAAAAGAAAGCAUGGAGCAGAACACAGGUCGGCUAGAUGAUCAGUAUGUUGUUAAAUUUGUGAAGGAUAAGCUCAAAUCUAUGCCUUGUAGGAAUCAGGGAUAUGUUUUAGAUGGAUUCCCAGAGACCUAUGAUCAGGCAAAAGAUCUUUUUAAUUUGGAAAGUGAAGACGAAGAAGAAGAAAUUAAAGGCAAAAUACCUAAGUGUGAUAAAUUAAUCACUCCUGAAUUUGUUAUUUCUUUGACUGCAUCUGAUAAAUUCCUUAUAAACAGAAUAAUAAAUCUGCCAGAGAGUGUUGUUGCUGGAACUCAUUAUACCCAGGACCGGUUCCUGCAAUCUCUAAAUCUCUUCAGAGAGUUAAACACAGAAGAUGAGACUGUACUCAACUAUUUUGAUGAACUUGAAAUACAUCCUCAGUUUGUUGAUGUAGCCAAAUUUGAAGAUCCUGAGAACAGACUUAUUUUAAAAGAGAUCAUCAAAGAAAUUGGGGAACCUCGGAAUUAUGGUUUGACAGAUGAAGAAAAGGAGAACUUGGAACGCAAAGCAGCUGAGGAACGCCUUGUCAAAGAAGCUCAAGAAAAAGCUGAACGAGAGCGUAAAGAAGCUGAGGAAAGGGCUGAAAGGAUGGCAAAUUGGGAAGAGUGGAAUAAACAUCUGGAGGAAGUUAAAAGACAAGAACAAGAGUUAUUGGAAGCCCAGUCCAUUCCACUACGAAACUAUUUAAUGAAGAAUGUCAUGCCAACACUUCUGCAAGGGAUAAAUGAAUGCUGUAGGAUCAGGCCAGAUGACCCAGUUGAUUUUCUGGCAGAAUAUCUCUUCAAGAACAGUCCUGAUAUCGAAUGA